AGCUGGGGGAGUGAGCGACUCUUUAAAAGGCCAACGUGGUCAGAUCAGGCCGCCUCCCUGCAAGUAAGGGGGCGGAGUCAUCGUCGUCAGCCAAGUUCCGGUAACCAUUACAGACCCAUUAUUACGCCCCUAUGCAACGUCCGGUUGGGUGAAUAUGCCCCUUUGCGCCCCAAUUGACCGUACGGUAAAUUACUCCAAGCACCGUGGUUCCCAGUAACUUUACACAGUAAGCAUGCUUGAGAGGGAGGGACUGCGAAGGGAGAACCCCAAGUGUGUUUCCCCCUGCCACAAUAGUGGAAAGCCCCCUUCUGGCCCCAUCUACACACCUUCCGUCUCAAAACCCUCUCUACCUGCGACAAGUCUCGUUCUCAAGGUGGAACCCCCCUCCCCGAGUCUAAGAAUGGCGCCACGGUGGAUCUAAUUCCACGAAUUCACUUUGUCUGUCACCCAAUGAACUACGCCACUCACGCUCUUUGCCCCCUGGAGACUCUUCAACCCAGCCCUGGAUGCCACACUCAAAAGGAGUGCACAAUAAGAGAGUCCAGACGCGUUCACACAUGAAUGGUAAUGAUAACAUCAAUGAAAAAAACAAAGCCUUACCGAUCGGAAACAGUUUGUUACUAUUGGAACUGUAUAUUCAGUAAGAUUAUACACACACAAAAAAAAAAAAAAGAGAGAAA
Molecule: messenger RNA, 680 nt
Organism: Aspergillus welwitschiae
Lineage: Eukaryota; Fungi; Ascomycota; Eurotiomycetes; Eurotiales; Aspergillaceae
Exons: 1
Coding region: 233-421 (62 amino acids)
Source: RefSeq, a predicted model, not a curated record